This is a messenger RNA of Sinocyclocheilus grahami, 6522 nucleotides long. RefSeq names its product potassium channel subfamily T member 2-like. The record is from RefSeq and is a predicted model, not a curated record. The transcript is spliced from 34 exons. NCBI's taxonomy places the organism in Eukaryota, Metazoa, Chordata, Actinopteri, Cypriniformes, Cyprinidae. Gene Ontology annotation, biological process: potassium ion transmembrane transport. Gene Ontology annotation, cellular component: plasma membrane. The coding region runs from base 551 to 4294 and encodes 1247 amino acids. Gene Ontology annotation, molecular function: intracellular sodium-activated potassium channel activity; outward rectifier potassium channel activity.
UUGAGUUAUGUCCGUGUUGUCGAGGAUUUCAGGUAGUCCAGAAGAUGGCGAUGUAAGCUUUGAAGGAGAGAGAAGAGCGGCUGUACGGGUGACUUAGUGGCUUUACCUAACAGAUACAGAGGUGACAGCGUCUCAAACAUUUCCCUGCUGCUCUAUAUCUCUUCUGACGCGCAGCAGUUGCCGUUUUCUUCUCGUGAAUGAAGGCUUUGGGCUCACUGGAUACAAAGAGACUCCAAUAUAUGAUUUGGAUGAGGACAACAUAUUAUGGUUCUUUAAUAAUAACCAACAUCACCAGUAUCUCAAGGAUGCAAAGUUGAAUUGCAGGCGACAAACAGAAACCGAAAUGUUGAAGGUACUGAGUAGUGCGCCCAGCGGUGCUCUUCUGUAAGAGGAGGGUUUAAUCAGGGUCGUUAUCCGCCCCUUUAAUGCAAGUGUCCAUGGAGUACGGAUCUACCAGGACAUUACCAUCGGAAGUCCUUCACGGACACUUCACAGUGGCUUUUGUAAAAAAUGUGCGGCGUUUGGGUCGCCAGUAACACAGUUAUUUACAAUGAUGGGACCGCGCAGCCAGUCUCAGGCAGAACCAAGCAUGACUCCGCCACGAUGCUCAUCUACUGCUGCUGACAGGUUGCCUACGGAAACUGUUCAGAGGAAUAACAGCAGUAAUACUGGUGUUAUUCUGGACAUUUCCACCCUGAAAAUGGCCGAUGUGGACUCUGAGGUCCCUCCUCUACCUCCACGAUACCGCUUUCGAGAUCUGCUGCUCGGGGAUCAGUCUUUUCAGAAUGAUGACAGGGUGCAGGUGGAGUUUUAUGUAAAUGAAAACACAUUCAAGGAGAGGUUGAAGCUCUUCUUCAUCAAAAACCAAAGGUCAAGUCUCAGAAUACGCCUCUUCAACCUCUCCUUGAAGUUGUUAACAUGCCUCCUCUAUAUAAUCAGAGUCUCACUAGAUGAUCCAACUAACCAGGUCACAUGUGCACGGAAACAUUGCACAAACAUCACAGAUGCCCUUUGCAACAAAGCCUGUGGCAACUACACAACAAACCUGACCACAGAUCCCAUACAAAUAAACUGGGAGUUAAUAUUUUGGGUGAAUAGGAGAGUUCCUGUAUGGGCGAUACAGGUGACAGUGGCCUUAAUUAGCUUCUUGCAAGCUAUGCUUCUGGCGUAUCUCAGCUACAAGGGGAACAUUUGGGAGCAGAUUUUCCAAAUCUCCUUUAUCAUUGAGAUGAUCAAUACAGUGCCGUUCAUAAUUACAAUCUUUUGGCCUCCGCUGAGGAACAUAUUUGUUCCUGUGUUUCUUAACUGUUGGCUUGCCAAAUCAGCGCUGGAGAACAUGAUUAAUGAUCUCCAUCGUGCCAUUCAGCGCACACACUCUGCCAUGUUCAACCAGGUCCUCAUUCUGAUCUGUACACUGCUCUGUCUGGUCUUUACUGGGGCUUGUGGGAUUCAGCACCUCGAGCGGGCAGGGAAGAGUCUCUCCCUCUUCGACGCUUUAUAUUUCUGCAUCGUCACCUUCUCGACUGUUGGUUAUGGAGAUGUCACACCCAGAAUCUGGCCCUCUCAGCUACUGGUGGUCAUCAUGAUCUGUGUGGCUCUGGUGGUGCUGCCAUUACAGUUUGAGGAGUUAGCGUAUCUUUGGAUGGAGAGGCAGAAGUCAGGUGGAAACUACAGCAGACAUCGUGCUCAGACAGAGAAGCAUGUGGUUCUCUGCGUCACUUCACUCAAAAUAGACCUGCUCAUGGAUUUCCUCAAUGAGUUCUACGCCCACCCGAGACUACAGGAUUAUUAUGUGGUGAUACUCUGUCCCACUGAGAUGGACAUCCAGGUUCGGCGUAUACUGCAGAUCCCGCUGUGGUCUCAACGGGUUAUCUACCUCCAAGGCUCUGCACUGAAGGACCAAGACCUGAUGAGGGCCAAGAUGGACGAUGCAGAGGCGUGCUUCAUCCUCAGCAGCAGAAAUGAAGUGGACCGCACUGCAGCUGAUCAUCAAACCAUUCUGCGAGCAUGGGCUGUGAAGGACUUUGCUCCAAACUGUCCUCUAUAUGUCCAGAUUCUCAAACCUGAGAACAAAUUCCAUGUCAAAUUUGCAGAUCAUGUGGUGUGUGAGGAGGAGUUCAAGUAUGCCAUGCUGGCCCUCAACUGUGUGUGUCCGGCCACCUCUACACUGGUCACACUCCUGGUGCACACAUCUCGUGGACAGGAGGGACAAAUGUCUCCAGAACAGUGGCAGAGGACGUAUGGCCGCUGCUCGGGGAACGAAGUUUACCACAUUCGUUUGAUGGACAGCAAGUUCUUUGGCGAAUAUGAUGGGAAGAGUUUUACUUAUGCCUCCUUCCAUGCACAUAAAAAGUAUGGUGUCUGCCUAAUUGGCACCAAGAGAGAAGACAAUAAGAGCAUACUUCUGAACCCUGGCCCUCGCCACAUCAUGUCUGCCACAGAUACCUGCUACUACAUCAACAUCACUAAAGAGGAGAACUCUGCCUUCAUCUUCAAACAGGAGGAGAAGCACAGCAAAGGGCAGUCGGCCACUGGCGUGUAUGACGCCCCCUCUCGUCUCCCGGUGCAGAGCAUCAUUGCAAGCAUGGGAACUGUGGCCAUUGACCUGCAGAACCCAGAUCCCCCGGUUGACAGCAGUAAACUGGCCCUGCCCACAGAGAACGGAGCUGGGAGUCGUAGACCCAGCAUUGCCCCUGUGCUGGAGAUCGCCGAUUCCUCUGCAAUCCUGCCUUGUGAUCUUCUCAGUGAUCCCUCAGAAGAUGAGACCAACCAAUCGGAUGAUGAAGGAGCACCAGCCUUAGAGUGGAUUAGAGGCUAUCCUCCAAACUCCCCUUACAUUGGAAGCUCCCCAACUCUUUGUCACCUUUUGCAACAAAAGGCACCGUUUUGUUGCCUACGACUUGACAAGGGUUGUCGGCACAAUAGCUUUGAAGACGCCAAGGCAUAUGGUUUCAAAAACAAGUUGAUUAUCGUUUCUGCUGAAACUGCAGGAAAUGGCCUGUACAACUUCAUAGUGCCACUGCGUGCCUAUUACCGACCCCGGAAGGAGCUGAAUCCCAUUGUGCUGCUAUUGGAUAAUCCGCCUGAUAAUCAUUUUCUUGAAGCCAUCUGCUGUUUCCCUAUGGUGUACUACAUGGCUGGUACCAUUGACAAUUUGGAUAACCUGCUGCAGUGUGGCAUCAUCUACGCUGAUAACCUGGUGGUGGUGGAUAAGGAGAGCACUAUGAGUGCAGAGGAAGACUACAUGGCAGAUGCUAAAACCAUAGUCAAUGUGCAGACCAUGUUCAGGUUGUUUCCUAGUCUCAGCAUAAUCACUGAGCUAACCCAUCCUUCUAAUAUGAGAUUCAUGCAGUUUCGUGCCAAAGACUGCUACUCCCUGGCUCUCUCCAAACUUGAAAAGAUAGAGAGAGAUAAGGGCUCUAAUCUGGCAUUCAUGUUCCGCCUCCCAUUCGCUGCAGGCAGAGUGUUCAGUAUUAGUAUGCUGGAUACUCUUCUUUACCAGGGUUGUCGGCACAAUAGCUUUGAAGACGCCAAGGCAUAUGGUUUCAAAAACAAGUUGAUUAUCGUUUCUGCUGAAACUGCAGGAAAUGGCCUGUACAACUUCAUAGUGCCACUGCGUGCCUAUUACCGACCCCGGAAGGAGCUGAAUCCCAUUGUGCUGCUGUUGGAUAAUCCGCCUGAUAAUCAUUUUCUUGAAGCCAUCUGCUGUUUCCCUAUGGUGUACUACAUGGCUGGUACCAUUGACAAUUUGGAUAACCUGCUGCAGUGUGGCAUCAUCUACGCUGAUAACCUGGUGGUGGUGGAUAAGGAGAGCACUAUGAGUGCAGAGGAAGACUACAUGGCAGAUGCUAAAACCAUAGUCAAUGUGCAGACCAUGUUCAGGUUGUUUCCUAGUCUCAGCAUAAUCACUGAGCUAACCCAUCCUUCUAAUAUGAGAUUCAUGCAGUUUCGUGCCAAAGACUGCUACUCCCUGGCUCUCUCCAAACUUGAAAAGGUGUCAUAUCUAAACAACCACACCUUGUCUUUUUCUCCUCUGGUACGAACUGAAGAGGGUACUUACAUGACAGAGGGUACUGCAGUGGCUCAAACAGAUGAAAUGAAUGAUAAUCAGAACACGUUAUCAUAUGUGCUGAUAAACCCUCCUCCGGACACCAUUCUAGAGCUCAAUGAUAUUGUCUACAUCAUCCGUUCUGAUCCGCUGGCACACGUCCCUGAGAAUCUCCCAGGGGCUCCGGCCGGAGUGAAACUACGACAAGACUAUGGACCUGAGACGAGGGAUGAGACCCAUCUGUAGGAACUGGAAGUUCUCGUUAACCCUCCCUUCUCCGCCUUGAGCUGCUACAGUCUGCAUGAAGAUUGACAGGACUCACAACCGACAUGACCCAUGUGCCAACACAUUCACAACCCAAGCUGCCCAACCAAGCCAAAUGGUCGUAACUGUAGAACUGAAACACUUUACAGAUUCCUCUUUUCUACAACACAGACAUACAGAAUCUCGUGACACAUUUCAGACUUCUCUGAAUGUGGCUGGUUAUUACAUUUUUGUAUUUGAGACUUGGCUCAGUGCAAGUGUGAGGUGUUGAAUCAGUUUGGACCAAACGAGAUUGGAUUUAUAGGGCAGUAUACUGUAUAUCAGAAACAUUACGUAAAGCAGCAUUCAAGAGGGCAGCUAAAGACAGAAGGGAAAAAAACAACUAUUACAUCAGUCAGCUGUCCCGAGUGGACCAGAACACUGGAUAGUCAUAUGUGAGGUGUUUCAGUAUGAUAUUGAACAGAAUUAGUUUACAUCAGUGCUAUAUUUUGUACUUGUAUAGCACGAAUAUAGUAUAUAUAAAUAUAUAUUUGUAUAUAAGUUAGCCACAUAUUCUUUUACAUGCUCAGUGACUUAGUAUUCACAGUAUUUUGUUGUGUUUUCUUCCUCAAAGCACAAAGGGUUUUACAUUUGAAAUUGCUAAUCUCAAGCUAAAGCUUUUACAUGAUUGAACACCAUGAUGAUUUACUGUAAAUCACUGUCAAUUAUCACUACAAAUGUUAUCAUGCACCAGUUUACAUGUGCUGAGAACAGAAGCUAGAUCAAGUUCUUUACCGUACGAUUUCGAAUUUACAGGGAAAAAAUGGAACCUAUUCUACAGCAAACACAUUGAAGAGAUGUCAAAUGGUAAUAUAUAUAAGAUUAAUAUUGAAACAGGUUUGGUGUCAAACUUAUGAAUUGUGUUUGGGUUAUACAAUCGAAAAUAUUAGAUGUAAUAUACACUGUUGGUAACCAUUGUUUUUCGGUGGCAUUUUGCUUCAAAGCUAACAAGUGUUUGUUGUUUGUUUUCUCUUUACAAUAGCAUUCAGCAUUUGUAUUUAUAAAAAUAUUCAUAAUUUUUUUCAGUGUGCACAAUGUACGUUACUGCUCAUUUAGGACAAAAACGUAUCGCUAUAUAUUAGCUAUAUAUCUCUAUAUAAAUAUUAUAUAGAGAGUGCACGAGGGAGAGUAUACAUCAUUUGAAUUUGCCGAUUUUAUUGCACUAAGCUCUGUUUAUAGAGCAGUACACAGUAACCCUUUAAACUACAUAUAGAAAACAUUACAAAUUUUACAUUUCACAUUAAUAUUUGUGUUUUGUUUUUGCCUUCUGUAUUAAGACAUAUUGCAUUGUUCAUUUGCCAUUCCAAUCAGUAUAUGGAGCUGACAUUUAAAGCUAUCAUGGAAAGCUGCUCUUGAUUUGAAUAUUUCUAUUGUUUUAACAGACAGAUGUAUUUAUCUUUCUUUGAACAGACCCUUUGCGCAAAGUAGCUAAGGUUGAAUACCUCUCCUAUCAUUCUUAGCUGUCUGUCUCCACAAAGAAAUGCGAUAGAUGACAGUACAAGCAAUGAAAUAGGAAUCUUUGUAGCUAUUAUGUUAAAAUAAAAACGUUAUAAUUCUGUAUUCAUGUUUACAGCAUAUUUAAGGCAUUUUCUGCCUUAUAUCACUUCUAUUAAUCUGGCUUAUCAGUUUAUUUAUUGCUUAGCUCCAAGACUCAAUCUCGGUAGUAAAUGGAGGCGUCAACCCUUGACAUAUUGGGCAGAAUACUGUACAGUUCAUCAAACUACAUUCAUGUUUUUUGCUUGCAUAAAGAUAUUGUCACCUACAUUGUCCAUCAGUCACUGUUUUCUCAUGCAGAUUGCUUUGGGAAGGUUUUGUUUUUUUAACGUUUUCCUAAAUUUCCAGCCAUAAUUGGAAAGGAUAUGCAUAGUGUGCAUGUUAAAAAUAUCAGCCUGCAGAUUCUUCUAUUUUUACUAGUUCCCUAAGAUUUAAAUCCUGUAUCUUGAUCAGCUGAUCAAAGCUGCUGCAAUUUACUAAAUUUCUUUGUUAUUUGUCCAGUAGUUUUAGAAUAAUAUGGACCAUGCAUGUCCUUAUCUUGCCAAAUGUGUCAGAGACCCAUGUUUACAGUUGCUGGCUCCUGUUUUUGGAUUGUGCUUAAUACAUGAACUUAUACAUUUUGUACAAUUUCUUAAAUGAAGUCUGUACUAACAUGUAAGAAUGAAUCAAUAAAUGCU